CAAGUUUCGUCGCGAUGCAAGUGAAAAAUGUUCCAACAAUUAGGCGUCAGCGUGCUGCUUUUCAUGUCAUUCGUCAUUCGUGGAAGUUGCAGGGAGGGUUCGAUGGACUUGGACUUCAACUUCACACGGCCAAUUAAACGCCAUCCCAAACCCACGAAGCCGACCGCCACGAGCCAGCAAUCGCCGAUCAACUUCCACACUGCCGACGCUGUCCCGAAAGGAUACCCUCCGUUAAGAUUCCAUGGACACUUCCAUUUGUCGCCCGAAAAUUCGCCCAUGAUUAAAAACGACCAUGGGACAGUCCAGAUCGGUGAGUCUCGGAGAGGAGAAAACCGGGCAACUAUGACGGGAGGCCCGCUCAACGGAACGGCGUAUCGUUUCGCUCAGUGUCAUUUUCAUUGGGGCAAUCAGAGUGAUGUUGGCAGUGAACAUACUGUCGAUGGCCAUCCAUACUCAAUGGAAGUGCAUUGUGUUCAUCAUAACACCAAGUACGAUUCUGUUGACACAGCUCUUGGGCAGGCGGAUGGCAUAUGUGUCGUGGCAUUUUUCUUAAAGGCAUCGCCGAAGAAGAGCGCGGAUAGUAAUCUCUUCAAUCUGAUCGUGCGACACCUGAGCAGGAUCCGAGAAGACGGUUCGGAGGACUUUGCAGAGCCGAAUAUCCUCUCGGUGUUCAAACCGUACGCCACUCCGAACGGCUGGCACACCUACAUCGGCUCCCUCACCACUCCGCCGUACACCGAGAGUGUUCGCUGGAUCGCUUACCCCGGGGCACCGGUUCAAGUCACCGAUCAACAGGUGGGACUGUUCCGCCACUUGAAAGACAAUCACGGUGCUAUGAUCGGUUCAAAUUUUCGAGAGAUUCAACCUUUGAAUGGAAGGACGAUCUCGAUGGCUCAAGAGACUCAACAGUGAUAUUGAUAGAGGCACAAAGUGGGAAGUUUUCCUCGAACUAUAUUUCAAAUGUGCAAUAAACUUGAGUGAAUUUUU
Bemisia tabaci is the source of this 987-nucleotide messenger RNA. Its product is annotated as carbonic anhydrase 2-like. Gene Ontology annotation, cellular component: cytoplasm. The record is from RefSeq and is a predicted model, not a curated record. Gene Ontology annotation, molecular function: carbonate dehydratase activity; zinc ion binding. Lineage: Eukaryota; Metazoa; Arthropoda; Insecta; Hemiptera; Aleyrodidae.